AUGGCGCAGUUGGCCAGCGCUGCUCUCUACGAGACAGUCAUCCACACGCAAUAUGGUUCUAUUCAAGGCUACCCCGCCUUCAACAGCUCACCGACGGGCAAUCUGACUCAUUGGAAGGAUAUCACUGUCUGGAAGGGUAUUCCCUUUGCCGCUACGACGGCAGGCCAGAACCGCUUCCGGGAACCCCAGCCGGCGAGUGCCUGGAACAAGACCCUGGACGCCCGGGAAUGGGGCCCUGUCUGUCCGCAAGCUACCUCUGGCCAGACCGGGUUCACGAUUGACGAAGACUGCCUGAACCUGAAUAUCUGGAGCGCGGCCAAUUCCACCGAUGCUAAGUUGCCUGUGGUGAUGUGGAGUUAUCCUGCCGAAUCCACGGCUGCCGACCCUUUAUUUGACGGCGGGGGGAUGGCCGACAAGGGCAUUGUCUUUGUGAAUUAUAACUACCGGACCGGUGCCUUUGGCUGGCUGGCACACCCCGAGCUCUCUGAAGAGUUCUAUCAAGUCACCGGCUCCAACUCCUCGGGCAACUGGGCCAUGCUUGAUCAGUUCGCCGCACUGAAAUGGAUCCAUGAGAACAUCGCCGCGUUUGGGGGAGAUCCAGACCAUAUCACUGUCCAGGGCCAGUCUGCCGGGUCCGCCGCGACACAGCACAUCCUUAAUAGUCCCUUGACAGCCGGGCUGAUUGUCGGGGCCAUCAUCGAAAGUGGCGUGCGGGAUCCCCAGGACCCCAUGUGCGCGACGGUGGCCGAGAACUACAAGACUCUCAGCUACAAACUCAACCAGGGAGUGGAAUAUCUGGCCUCGCUCAAUCUCACCACCAUCGCUGAACUGCGCGCUUUGCCCAUGGAAGACCUCGUUUCAUCUGGUACUGCCAACAGUGCCGGCUGGACCGCCGGGCUAGACUACUACGCCAUGCCAGACACUUACUAUAACACGCUCAUCCAUGGUCUGGCGCAUAAUGUGCCCGUAAUAACGGGCAAUGCGAAAGACGAGAACGGGGCAACAUGGAACUUGAGUAUCACGUUGACGGAAUAUCUGGCUGAUAUGAAUGAGACCUUUUACGCCUCAGGGGAUGAUGGGCACUGGCUCGAUGACUUUCUCGAUGUAUACUGGGCAAACGACUCCCGCACCGCCGCCGCAGCGUAUAACCUCCAAUGGGAUGACCGAUCAACCAUUGGCACUUGGAUGUGGGCGCAGAUGUGGUACACGGCGCGUACAGCCCCUGUCUACACGUAUUUCUGGGACCAUGCACCUCCUGGCGAGGACCGGGGUGCCUACCACGAAUCGGAAAUCAAUUAUGUCUUGAAUAAUCUGUACGAUACAGAUUUGCCUUGGGAAGCGAUUGAUUAUGUGAUUGCCGACAAGAUGAAUUCAUACUGGGUCAAUUUUGCGAAAACGGGAAAUCCGAACGGGCUGGACGCGAAUGGAGAUCCAUUGGUUGAAUGGCCUGCCACAAGUGACAGUGAGGUGGUCCAAAGAGUGGGAAAUGCAUGGGGCCCGAUUGCCGUUGCUUCGGAGACCGAUCCAAAGGCCAAGAUAAAGCUCUUUCAAGACUGGUUUGCGGUGCAGCCAAAGUUUUGA
This is a messenger RNA of Penicilliopsis zonata CBS 506.65, 1581 nucleotides long. RefSeq lists its product as hypothetical. The transcript has a single exon. The record is from RefSeq and is a predicted model, not a curated record. The coding region runs from base 1 to 1581 and encodes 526 amino acids. NCBI's taxonomy places the organism in Eukaryota, Fungi, Ascomycota, Eurotiomycetes, Eurotiales, Aspergillaceae.